UGCCGCGCCGCGCCGGCCGCCUCCGAUGCGCUGCCCCGCCGCCGCGCCAUGACCCUUAGCUCGGAGAUGUCCGAGGCGUCGACACUGGCUGAGGAGACCGACAUUGAUGUGGUGGGCGAGGAGGACGACGAGGAGGACGACGAGGAGCCACAGACCCGCCGCCGCGGCGGAGCGGGCGCCGAGGACGAGGAGGAGGAGGACGACGACGAGGAAGACGACGAGGAGGAUGUGGGCGACCUCCACGCCGCCGCCCUUCUGCCGCGGUCUCCCGUAUGCAUCCUGCAGAGCCCCAAGAAGAGGCUGACGCUUAGUGAGAUCUGCGAGUUCAUCAGCGGGCGCUUCCCCUACUACCGGGAGAAGUUCCCCGCGUGGCAGAACAGUAUCCGCCACAACCUCUCCCUCAACGACUGCUUCGUCAAGAUCCCCCGGGAGCCCGGCAAUCCUGGCAAGGGCAACUACUGGACGCUGGACCCCGAAUCUGCCGACAUGUUCGACAACGGGAGCUUCCUCCGCCGCCGAAAGCGCUUCAAGCGGCAGCAGCUCCCGGCGCCCGAGCUUCUGCUGCGCCGAACUUCACGAGAAGGGUGUAUUGCGGUGACCCACCCUGUGUUUGUUUCUCUUGGCUUCUCCGCAGUAGACCCCGAAAAGCCGGGCGACCUCCCCCACGCAGAGCCCAGCCCGGCCCGUGCCAGCAGACAGUGGGGUCCGAGUGUGCCCACCGCCCGUCCCUCAGUUCCCCUCAGAGGCAUAUAUGGCAAGUGGGAUGAGAAGCACCGAGGGUCAGCGGGGUGCGCAUCCCGUUCUUGCUGGCUGGUUUCAAAUACCCAGGACGGGCCCCAUCACGAAGUCCGGAAGAUGAAAGGGGGGCGAGGCCCUCACCUGCUCUCAGCUGCUCCCUUUCUUGCAGCGCUGGUGGCGAAGGCAGAGUGCACGGUCUCCACCGUCGAGACUGAGGCCUGA
Messenger RNA from Ficedula albicollis (Collared flycatcher), 960 nucleotides. RefSeq names its product forkhead box D1 (gene FOXD1). NCBI's taxonomy places the organism in Eukaryota, Metazoa, Chordata, Aves, Passeriformes, Muscicapidae. The record is from RefSeq and is a predicted model, not a curated record. Gene Ontology annotation, molecular function: DNA-binding transcription factor activity, RNA polymerase II-specific; RNA polymerase II cis-regulatory region sequence-specific DNA binding. Gene Ontology annotation, biological process: cell differentiation; anatomical structure morphogenesis; regulation of transcription by RNA polymerase II.